CAGGCAGACAGCAGGCCGGUUGGAGCUUGGCUUGGCGCUGGGUAACAAGCCCUGCGAGUCGCGGACGCAUGCGCAGUCGAUAAAGCACAUUCGAAUCGAACGUUAGCAGCGGUACCGCCGGGCCGAGCACGAGACCACGAGACCACGAAAACGACGAAAAAUAGCGGCGUAAAACGACGGCGACGAACGACGAACGACAACGGCACUUUGAUUGCAAUUUUCAUUCAUAUUCAUUCAUGCGAACGUAUGUACGAGUAGCGCGACUGUUUCGGCCUUUUUGAAAGCUCUUCUGGCGGCUGGUCUGCUGUUCGGCCGUACUUUCUUUUCGCACUCACGAUCCCCAGUCCCAGUCCUAGGUACCAAUCCCAAUCCUUGGGCAGCUGGGGUACCGCGUGGCAGCCAGCUUUCGUUUUCGAUCGAUACGAGGCACGACCCCGUUCGGACCGGUUCAGGCUUCUACGGCUGCGUUACUUAAUCCCCACCACAUCCCAGCAGCGUUCAUGUAAUCAUAAUCCUGGACAGCCAUGCGAUCGCUGCCUCUGCCUCUGGAUACCGUCGGGCUGGUGUCGCUGAUCGUUGUCGCUAUGUGGUGGCUGCAACAGGUGACGGCCACCCUACGUCAAUCCCGCGAAAUUAUCAUAACAGAUGCGGUGCGGCGCAUACAGAACGAUGGCUACAACGUCGAACGCCACACGGUGACAACAAAGGAUGGCUAUGUGCUGACGCUACAUCGCAUACCGCAGGUGGACCCCAAUGAUGGCACAGUGCUGCGCCGACCCGUUGUCUUCCUGCUCUCCGGCCUGUACGCCUCGUCGGAUGUCUGGCUGCUGAACGGACGCGAAGAUUCGCUGGCCUAUCUACUGUGGCGCGCCGGCUACGAUGUGUGGCUGGGCAACAAUCGGGGGAACAUCUACUGCCGGCAUAACCUCUGGAUGAACGCCACAGAGAGGGAGUUCUGGAACUUCAGCUGGCACGAGAUGAGCAUCUACGACAUGCCCGCCCAGGUUGACUACGUGCUGCGAGCCAGCGGUGUGGCGAGGAUGCACUUCGUGGGCAUCUCGCAGGGCGGCACCAUCUUCCUCGUGUUCAACUCGAUGAUGCCGCAAUAUAAUACGGUCUUCAAGACGGCCACCCUGCUGGCUCCGGUGGCCUAUGUGAGUAAUACGAAGAGCGGGCUGGCCAAGAUCGUCGGACCCAUACUGGGGACGCGCAACUACAUCUCCAAGAUGCUCGAGGGCGUCGAGAUGUUCUCCACGAACAAGUUCUUCAAGAAGCUCCUCUCAAUGACCUGCCUGGAUAACGAGAAGCCGCUGGUGUGCAUCACGCGCCUCUGGCCCGCCGUUGGCUACGACACUCGGUUCCUUAACAAAACCCUUCUGCCGGAUCUGAUGGCCAACUUCCCCACUGGCGGAUCAGUCAAGCAGCUGAUGCACUACUUCCAGGGCUACGUAUCCACCAAGUUCCGGCAGUACGACUACGGCCCGGAGCGGAACUGGCUGCACUACCAGCAACUGGAGCCGCCGGAGUAUGCCCUGGAGAAGGUGUCGACACCCAUAACCAUUUUCUUCUCGGAAAACGACUACAUUGUCGCCCCGGCCGACAUCUGGAAGCUCUUGACGCGGCUGCCCAAUGUCGAGGCCGCGUACAAGGUGCCCUGGAAGCGAUGGAAUCAUUUCGAUUUCAUCUGCGGCCUGGGGGUACGAGAAUACAUCUUCGACAACAUAGUGGUAUCCAUGAAUCGCUACGAGCACCGACGACGUCGCUAGAGAUGCCCUCGAAAUGGAUGGAAAGGCCAGAGAAGGGCUGCAGCCAGAACUAUCAAUAGUGCCAAAAAAAUAACUUGUAAAUUUACGAACUAGAGUCUUUGGUUGAUCCGGCGAUCAACUCUGAAUCAACGCGUACUGAUUAAUAAAUAAAUAAUAUAUUUAGCUUAGAGUAGAUCCCAAAUCA
Molecule: messenger RNA, 1950 nt
Organism: Drosophila miranda
Lineage: Eukaryota; Metazoa; Arthropoda; Insecta; Diptera; Drosophilidae
Product: lipase 3
Exons: 3
Coding region: 525-1766 (413 amino acids)
Biological process (GO): lipid metabolic process
Molecular function (GO): hydrolase activity, acting on ester bonds
Source: RefSeq, a predicted model, not a curated record